Messenger RNA from Stomoxys calcitrans (stable fly), 4927 nucleotides. RefSeq names its product semaphorin-1A (gene Sema1a). The record is from RefSeq and is a predicted model, not a curated record. Bases 631 to 4818 code for a protein of 1395 amino acids. NCBI's taxonomy places the organism in Eukaryota, Metazoa, Arthropoda, Insecta, Diptera, Muscidae. The transcript has 22 exons. Gene Ontology annotation, molecular function: semaphorin receptor binding; chemorepellent activity. Gene Ontology annotation, biological process: semaphorin-plexin signaling pathway; axon guidance; positive regulation of cell migration.
GCCGCCCGCAAGUUCUUCAACGUCAUCAUCAGCAUCGUCACUCAGCAUUAUUAACUACAGGAUAUACACGUUUAUGGGCUGUAUGCUGUUUUUGCAUUGAAGAAAGUAAAAUCAAGACUCCUCUAAAUGGCUCUUCCUGUAAACGAUCACUCAAUCAGCUGCAACAUGGACUUUUCUUACAAUCCACUACCAAUCUAGGAUAUAAAACAAAAAACUCAAUCAACUACCAAAUCCGUGAAAUUGACGUAUUUUCAAUAAACCUACAUUUCGUUUACUGUUGAUUUUUUCCUCUACUAUCACCAAAACUCUGUGUAAAUCAAACGAUUUUUUUAACUUUUCCUGAUUUCAACCUACAUCUCAAUGUAUAGCAAGGAGCCUAACAAAUGCAAAAGGCCACAUAUGAACCAAGGAGGUAUAUAGAAAUGCAAGCGUCAAACCCAAAAACAAAGCUCGCUUAACCCACUUUAAUACAAACAGAAAAAGUCAACGUGACAUCCGUGGCAAUUCCAUUUUGGUAGUGGCCCAAAACUUGAAUAUCAAACAGCGGCAAAAAAAAAUCGUGAAAAAUUAACAAAAAAACAAAAAUUGAACGUCAAGAAUUAAACAUUACAAUAAAACCACAAUACAGCAAUGUUGAAUUUUUCACGUCUAAAAAUGGAAAUCGAACCUCUGGCAAGAAGAUUACCAGCAACUACGUCAACAUCAAAAAAGGCCUGUGGCGCUGCAAUAACAGUGGCAGCGUUAAAAAAUAAUAGCAAUUCGCAAUUGCUUGCAACGCACAAUCCUCGUCAUCGUCAACAACAGCAACAUCAACAUCACCGUCAACGUCACAAUCGAAAUCACGGCGGCGGUAGCUGUCACAAUCGUAUGCAGCCCUCAAUGACGAAGGCCUGUACAACAAAUUGCGGCGGUAUGCUGCUGCAAGUCUUCCUUAUAUUGACACUGUUCGUGAUUGGAAAUUUAAGUGCCUGGCAGGAGAACAUAAGACCCAAACUAUAUGUGGAAUUAGGUCCUGAAGAUGUUUUACAGUUUCUCGGAAAUGAAAGUGUCGUGGAUCAUUUCAAGCUGGUAACCAGAGAUGGUGAUUCUCUGCUGAUAGGAGCCAGAAAUAUUGUCUACAACAUAAGCAUACAUGAUCUUCAGGAGCAGCAACGUCUGGUGUGGAACUCACCUGAAGAAGAUCAAAAAAUGUGUGUCGUCAAAGGCAAAGAUGAGGAGGCGUGCCAAAAUUAUAUACGCAUCAUGGUCGUCACAUCUCCGGGACGUUUAUUUGUGUGCGGUACAAAUUCAUUUCGUCCCCUGUGUAACACUUAUAUAAUCAACGACAACAAUUAUACCCUGGAGGCAACUAAAAAUGGCCAGGCUGUGUGUCCAUACGAUCCGAAACAUAAUUCCACAUCGGUAUUUGCGGAUAAUGAAUUGUAUUCGGGUACCGUAGCCGAUUUCAGUGGCAGUGAUCCGAUUAUCUAUAGAGAGCCAUUACAAACCGAGCAAUAUGAUAGUUUAAGUCUUAACGCACCAAAUUUUGUCAGCUCCUUUACCCAAGGCGACUUUGUAUAUUUCAUGUUUCGUGAAACAGCGGUGGAAUUCAUAAAUUGCGGCAAAUCAAUAUUUUCACGUGUGGCCCGUGUCUGCAAAUGGGACAAAGGUGGACCACAUCGCUUCCGCAAUCGUUGGACCUCAUUUUUGAAAUCACGUUUAAAUUGCUCAAUACCAGGCGAUUUUCCUUUCUAUUUCAAUGAGAUACAAUCUGCCAGUAAUCUUGUCGAAGGACAUUACGGUCACUCAAGCGCCAAAUUGAUUUAUGGCGUUUUUAAUACACCAACAAAUUCAAUUCCUGGCUCAGCAGUUUGUGCAUUUUCAUUGCAGGAUAUUGCGGAUACAUUUGAGGGCAAUUUCAAAGAACAAAGUGGUCUCAACUCUAAUUGGCUACCGGUCAAUAAUGCCAGGGUUCCUGAACCACGUCCCGGUUCAUGUCAUAACGAUUCACGAACGCUUCCGGAUCCGACCUUAAAUUUCAUCAAAACACAUUCGCUAAUGGAUGAAAAUGUUCCGGCAUUUUUCGGUCAACCCAUUUUGGUUCGAACGAGCACCAUAUAUCGAUUUACACAAAUUGCUGUGGACCCGCAAAUUAAAACACCUGGUGGUAAAACUUAUGAUGUGAUAUUUGUUGGAACAGAUCAUGGUAAAAUCAUAAAAUCUGUCAAUGCAGAAUCAGCGGAUUCUGAUAAAAAGGUAACCUCAGUGGUAAUAGAAGAAAUCGAUGUAUUGCCAAAAACUGAACCCAUACGUAAUUUAAAAAUUGUGCGAACAAUGCAAUAUGAUCAACCCAAGGAUGGCAGCUAUGAUGAUGGUAAAUUAAUCAUUGUCACCGAUAGUCAGGUUAUAGCCAUCCAAUUGCAUCGUUGUCACAACGAUAAAAUCACCAGUUGCAGCGAAUGCGUUGCUCUACAAGAUCCAUACUGUGCCUGGGAUAAAAUUGCUGGCAAAUGUCGUUCCCAUGGUGCGCCGCGAUGGCUUGAGGAGAACUAUUAUUAUCAAAAUGUCACAACUGGUCAACAUGCUGCAUGUCCCUCAGGUAAAAUCAAUUCCAAAGAUGCCAAUGUUGGCGAACAAAAAGGCUACCGUGAUGAUAUGGGCUUAUUGGAUCAACGCCGCCAAAGCAAGGAUCAUGAAGUCAUCAAUUUGCACGACAAAAAUUUUGAAGGUCCACACAUCUCUCCAGAUAUCAUAAAUGCCCAAUAUACGGUGGAGACCUUGGUGAUGGCUGUUUUAGCGGGCUCCAUAUUCUCGCUGUUAGUAGGAUUCUUUACAGGAUAUUUCUGUGGUCGUCGCUGUCAUAAGGACGAGGAUGAUAAUCUGCCAUAUCCUGAUACGGAAUAUGAAUAUUUUGAGCAAAGGCAAAAUGUUAAUAGAAUUCAAGCUGAACCCAAACUACUGCCUCAAGUCGAAGAGGUAACCUAUGCCGAACCGGUUUUGCUACCACAACCACCACCAAAAAUGCAUUCGCCCAAGAGUACUUUACGCAAGCCCAUGCCGCCACAUCAUGGACCUAACUCCGAAACGUUCUUCCAAUUCCAGCCCGAUGGUUACAAUACCCAACAAUCAUAUCGUUGUCGUGAUAAUUUUGGUACUUUAAGAUCUCAUCAAGUUAUGGGUGAUAACUAUCGUCGCGGUGAUGGCUUUUCCACCACUCGCAGCGUCAAGAAGGCUGUUAACACAAAUACACGUAAUAGAAGUCUUGGUCGUUUAAGAAGGCAGCCGCCCCGUCAUGGUAUUGUAACUCAACACCGUUCCAAUAGUCCACAACACUCCAGUUCGGCAUCAUCGCCCGUUAUGUCAAAUAGUAGUUCUAGUCCAGCACCACCAUCCAGCAGUCCAUCACCAUUGAUCACUAAUACCAAAUCAAUGCCACUAAUCAAAACAACAUCUAAUAAUGCAAAAUCAACAUCAGCAACAGCAACAGCAAACGCAACAGCUUCAGCAGAAACAGGAUCGCUAGCUGGUAAUGAGUUGGAGGCAGCCGAAGGCAAUGGGGCAAAUGGUUCAUUGGCUGCCACAAAUGGCGAAACGGAUCCUCCCAAUAUAAAUUUAGAUGAGCACAAGGCUCCCGCUACUAUGCCAUAUUGUAGAACAAAGUCAACAAAAACAACAACAACAACAACAAACAACACUGCCAAUAAAACAAACGAAAAGGCUAAGGGAUUAGCUAAAACUACUACAGCAACAACUACUAAUUCUACAACAACAACUAAUCAUCAGCAUAAUAAAUUAGAGACAAAACGUAAUAGACAUAGACAUCACCAUCAUCACAAUAGCAAUGGCCAUAGCAACAGCCACCAAAAUGGCUGCAAUAAUAUCCAUAGCAACAGUAGCCGUAGGCAUAGAAGCUCUUUGGCUAAAUCCGUUCCUGUCACACCUGUCCAAGCUAACUCCACAACGAAUCAGUUUUUGCCCUCCUCAACCGAUUACAAUGAUGAUGAUGACGAUGAUGAGGAAGAUGAAGAUGAUGAGACCCAUGCCAUUUAUAAUAAUGGCAUGGUCUAUACACCACCCUACUCAUAUCCCAUAUUUUCCUUAGAAUAUCAGCAGGAGCAGCAACAACAACAAAAUCAUAAAGAUCACCAUGUACCACAGCAGCAAUAUCAGCAGUCUCAUCGUCGUAUGUUUCAAAGAGAGCAGAAUGAGGAGGAAAUCUUUAGAGAAGCCUGCUCCGAUCAACAUCCCCUGGAAUUGGGGCGCGAUAUGGAAGAUGAUUCCUCAUCCUUGGCCAUGAUAACACCACCUCCACCCUAUGAUACACCCUACAGAAAACAACAACAGCAGCAGCAGCAUCAGCAACAACAUAAUCAUCUCAAUUCUUCAUCCUCCUUGCAGCAUCAACAACAUCAACAACAACAGAAACAUAAACUCAAUUCCCAGCAUUCAGCUCCUCAUUAUAGCAAUUACAAUUCCUCCUCAUAUGCUUCGGCCAAGUCACGUUCCGAUAUGCCACCACAAUCACGUAAAUAUCUCUUCAGCAAUCGUGAGACUUUCACCAUAAGUUCCUCGAAUGGUAAUUCCAGUUCGAAUUCCAUACAUCAACAGCCAUUGCAGUCCACUUCGUUGGCUGGGACUUUGACAAAUGCCAUUACUCCCACAAAAUUGAGUGCUGCUGCUGCUGCCAUGUUUGCCGCCCCCCAAAUGGUGCAUCUGAAUCGUAAAUGGUCGAAUUUGCAUCGUAAAAGACGUCGGCGUAAUAGCAGUUCCGGUGAUUCCAAGGAAUUGGAUAAAUUGGUAUUGCAAUCGGUUGAUUGGGAUGAGAAUGAUAUUUAUUGACAUCUACGGAAAAGUAUAACCACAUUUCAUUUAUUUUAGUGCAAGAACACACACCCACACACACCCAUACAUACACACUAACACCAAAAACACACACCAUCAAUAAAAG